AUGACAUUGGAAGGAGAAGAAUUUCCACAGUCUGUAUUUUUUGAAAAUCUUUGUUUUGAAGGUGAGACAUUUUCUGGUUGGGAACCUAGUUCUGGCUCUCCAUCAAUAGAAUAUUAUUAUCAAAUUUAUGUUACAGAGAAUUUCAUUAAGGAACCUCAUAAUGAAGUUUAUAAUUAUCCAUACGGUUGUGCCACAGAAAAGAUAUCAUUAAUGAGACCAAAUGUUUUUGAAGCAGCAAAUGGAAAUUAUCCAAAGACAUUUAAAUUGAGUAGCGAUAUCUAUCAAAAUAAAAAUGCAGAUGUCAUCGCAACUGGUUAUAUCUAUGAAUUUUUGAAUGUUCCAAACGCUCAAAGGAUCUUAAAAGCAAUAUUUAGAUUUUUGAACCUGAAUAACGGAUUAGAAAUUACUUUAUUUGCAUUAGUAAUGAUAUUGUCAGCAAUAAUCGCAAUUCUAACAGCGUUAUUAACUAGAUUAUAA
This is a messenger RNA of Trichomonas vaginalis G3, 477 nucleotides long. RefSeq lists its product as uncharacterized. The transcript has a single exon. The record is from RefSeq and is a predicted model, not a curated record. Lineage: Eukaryota; Parabasalia; Trichomonadida; Trichomonadidae. The coding region runs from base 1 to 477 and encodes 158 amino acids.